This is a messenger RNA of Cuscuta campestris, 3471 nucleotides long. The record is from the annotation of a GenBank genome assembly. NCBI's taxonomy places the organism in Eukaryota, Viridiplantae, Streptophyta, Magnoliopsida, Solanales, Convolvulaceae.
CUCCAAUAACGGGUUACCCCAUUUGAGUGCACGGGUCAUCAAAAUUCGGAGCCGGAAGAAUUCGGAUCCUAUCCAUUUUUAACAGAACAUAUCACAUUAGGUUUUUAGAGGGGUUUUACACUGUUAAGCUUGCGGCUUCAAAGUCUGCUGCCAGUGACACUCCCGUUUUCCUUGAUCUCUUCUCCACUCCAUUCUUUACGGUUCAGUAUGUGGAGAAAUUUAUCAAAGAAAGCUUCUUUAAGGAAUCGUAAGUUAUUCUCAGAGUUCCAUCCUUCUCUAUACACUUACAUUUCGGGUUUUCGGUUCCCUCAAUCGUCUGAGAAGAUAAGAGGUGGAAGGGAUGGAGAACAGACGAUUCCCGUCUGCAAAGAUCAUCACGGUUUUGCUCAAAGAUCGUUUUUUUCCGGAGGAUUCGAGAUGGGCAUUGGAGAUUUUUGUGCUUGGAGCAAUUUUCCCAGGGGUUAUGCUACUGCAGCCGAGGCUUUAGUUUCUUCCUCAGAGGAAGAUGCUGACGAGAUUCGGGAGGUGGUUGGGGAAGGUAGUGAGGAUAUAUUGAUGGAAAAGCACCAAAAACAGCCGAAGAUGAUUGCGGGUAUGGGGAUAUGGAAGUAUAAUGCGUUGAGGAAGAGACAGAUCAAGAUUGAGACGGAGGCGUGGGAAGAGGCGGCAAGGGAGUAUCAAGAGCUUUUGGCCGAUAUGUGCAACAAGAAUCUGGCACCCAAUCUGCCUUAUGUGAAGUCGCUGUUUCUGGGCUGGUUUGAGCCUUUGAAGGCUGCCAUAGCUGCAGAACAGGAGGGUUGUUUGGCAAGGAAGACCAAACAAGGCCAUGUUCCGUAUUUCACUCUCCUCCCUGCUGAUAAGAUGGCAGUCAUUACAAUGCACAAGUUGAUGGGGCUGUUGAUGGCUGGGAAUGUGCGUGGAACUGCUUCAGUAGUGCAGGCUUGUUGUCAUAUCGGUGAAGCCAUAGAGAAUGAGGUUAGGAUACAUAAGUUUUUGGAGAAUACAAAGAAAAAAGGCUCAUCGAAUUCUGAUUUUGAAGAGCAGCCUGAAGUUCAAAUGAGUGAAAAACUGAGACUAAGGAAAAAAGUCACUACUUUGAUUAAACAACAAAAGUUGCAGCAGGUUAGGAUGAUAGUGGAGCAGCAAGCUGAUGGAAAGCCUUGGGGAAAGGAAAAUCAAGUCAAGGUAGGCAGCCUUUUGAUGAAGAUAUUGAUGGACGCAGCCUAUAUACAGGUUCCUAUGAAUGAGUCCGAAGGCGUGCCUGACAUCCGGCCUGCAUUUGUUCACACAAUCAAGACUAUAGAAGCACCGGGAGGCUCGAGGAGAUGUGGGAUGAUUGAGUGCGAUGCUCUAGUUUCCAAAGGCCUUGAGAAAACUGCUAGGCACAUGGUGAUACCUUAUAUGCCAAUGGUGAUUCCUCCAAAGAAUUGGACAGGAUAUGACAAAGGCGCUUAUUUAUUUUUACCUUCAUAUAUUAUGCGGACACAUGGAGCAAAACAACAGCGUGACACAAUCAAAAGAGUUCCGACGAAUCAAUUAACACAAGUUUUUCAGGCACUUAACACUCUUGGUAACACCAAGUGGAGGGUGAACAAAAAGAUACUUGGUGUUGUGGACAGGAUAUGGACCAGUGGAGGUGGUCUUGCUGAUUUAGUUUAUCGCAAAGAUGUUCCUUUACCAGAAAAACCAGACACAGAAGAUGAAGCCGAAAUCAAGAAAUGGAAGUGGAAAGUCAGGAACUCGAAAAAGCAAAACAAUGAGAGACAUUCUCAACGUUGUGAUAUUGAACUGAAACUAGCUGUUGCACGAAAACUAAGGGACGAAGUGGGAUUUUACUACCCACAUAAUAUCGAUUUUCGUGGGCGUGCGUAUCCGAUGCAUCCAUAUCUGAACCAUCUUGGCUCUGACCUGUGCCGUGGAAUCCUAGAAUUUGCGGAAGCGCGUCCACUAGGAAAGUCAGGGCUGCGUUGGCUAAAGAUACACCUGGCAAACAUUUAUGGUGGUGGUAUUGAUAAGUUGUCAUAUGAAGGCCGGGUGGCAUUUACUGAAUACCAUGUAGAGGACAUUUUUGAUUCUGCAGACAGACCUCUGGAAGGAAAACAAUGGUGGUUGAAAGCAGAGGAUCCAUUUCAAUGCUUAGCAACAUGCAUUAAUCUUACUGAGGCACUCAGAAGCCCUUCUCCUGAGACUUACCUUUCUCAUAUCCCUGUUCACCAGGACGGCUCAUGUAAUGGGUUGCAACAUUAUGCUGCCCUUGGGAGGGAUGAGUUGGGAGCUGCAGCUGUCAAUCUUGUUGGAGGAGACAAGCCAGCAGAUGUUUACUCUGGAAUUGCUGCUCGAGUUCUUGAUAUCAUGAAGAGUGAUGCAGCUAAAGAUCCUGCGACUUAUCCGAACGCGACGCAUGCAAGACGUUUGAUCAACCAGGUUGACAGGAAAUUAGUUAAACAAACGGUGAUGACUUCAGUGUAUGGAGUCACAUAUAUUGGUGCCCGUGAACAAAUCAAAAGAAGAUUAAAGGAGCGUGGUGUGAUUGAAGAUAAUGAUGAGCUGUUUUCAGCUUCUUGCUACGUGGCAAGAACUACAUUGACUGCCUUGGGACAAAUGUUUCAAGCUGCACGAGGCAUCAUGGGCUGGCUUGGGGACUGUGCCAAGAUCAUUGCUCGGGAGAAUCACCCUGUACAAUGGACAACUCCGCUUGGCCUACCUGUUGUGCAACCUUACCGAAAAACAGGAAGGCAUCUUAUUAAGACGUCUCUUCAGAUUUUGUCCUUAAAACGAGAAACAGAUAAGGUGAUGGCUCAACGGCAGAAGACAGCCUUCCCUCCAAAUUUUGUACACUCACUUGAUGGUUCCCAUAUGAUGAUGACUGCCAUUGCGUGUCAAGAAGCAGGCCUAAAUUUUGCAGGGGUGCAUGAUUCAUACUGGACUCAUGCUUGUGAUGUUGAUCAAAUGAAUAAAAUUCUAAGGGAAAAGUUUGUGGAACUUUAUGAAAAACCAAUAUUAGAAAAUGUACUAGAAAACUUUCAACAGUCAUUCCCUAAAUUACAAUUCCCUCCUCUGCCCGAGCGGGGCGAUUUUGAUUUGAGAGAAGUUUUGGAUUCUCCCUACUUUUUUAACUAAGAUUUACACACACAGAAGUCGUGAAUCCUACAGCAUCAUGGUAAAAGCAGGCGCAGAAACAGAGCCAAACAGCUGUUUGGGGCCAAUCCGCUUUUACCAAUAGGGUAGGGCAGUGCCCCACACAAGGUGAGGCCGUUUAUCAUCUCAUGAACGCUGCUGCUUCAUAUACAUGUGACUUUGAAGGCGAGACGACUUGUCUUAUAGUUGGCAUGCACAGACACACACCGAAAGGGUCUUUUUUUCCCCAGAGUUUGGAAACCUUUACAACAUUACAUGUAUAGUAAUACGCACGUACACGGAUACAUUGUUCUUGGAUUUUUAUUUUUACGGUAUUAAAUUGUACAUAGGAUC